AUGGUUUCAUUCUCAACGGAUCUCAGCGUCACACCAGCACAAAAUAACAACAAAAUGUCGAAAGAUGGCACAAAGAUCAAGAAGAAAAUCGAGAAUAAUCAUCCUCGACCGUGGUGUGGAGCAGCGAACGGGUCAACGAGCUUGGACCGCGAUCCGGAUAAUAAGGAAUACCACUAUGGCUCGUGGCAGGACAAGGAGAAAACGCCGAUGUGCCAGAUUGCAGAGCUGUGCCGAUUUAAUAAGAUAAAACACGAGUACAAAUUGAUGGACGAGAGCGGGCCGGCUCACAAGAAAAUGUUCACCGUUCAGUUGGUCUUCUCGCAAGAUGAGAAAUUCGAGGGCACUGGCGGAUCAAUUAAGAAGGCGCAACAAGCCGCCGCAGCAGUGGCGCUAAAGGAAACGAAUCGCACAAUGCCGCCGAUGAAACGAGAGAAUAAAAAGAAACCAGCCGCCUCGUCACCAUCAGUCCUCCUCCGGCAUGCCAUUCAACGAUUGGGGCUCCCUGAACCCGAUUACAAGAAACAAAUGAUACCAAUAUUUCCACCAUCUGGACCAAGGAUUCCUUUGAUGCCGGCAUCAAGCAACGGAAAUCCCCAUUACCCUGGUCCUCCUCGACCUCUUUUCUCUGCUAAACCUUUUAUCAUCUCUGGAAAUGGACCAAUGCCAAUUCCUUCACCACACAUGAUUCUCUCUCCGAUGAGUCCACCGUACGAGUAUCCUCCAUGUGUUCAUCCAUUCAUCCCUCCACCAAACGGACUUCCCAUUCCACCACCCAUUCCACAACCUGGAGCUUUUCUACCAAGACCAAUCCCUCAACCAUUAUUCGUUCCACAUGGACCGGCCCGCCCUGUACAUGUAACCCUUUCGAUUGGACCUGAACAUCCACUCUUCCGAACCACCGCCCCUUCUUUCACCCAAGCCAAGGAAAACUGUGCUUCACAGGCUUUAACCCAUCUCGGUCCGUUAUUGGCAAAGCUUGAUCAAGAGGUGAAGGAGAAACCGAUCGAAAAAUUACUUAUUGUUGAAGAAGAAGAGGAUACUGAAGAAAAAAACGAGGAUUCGAAUAGCUCGGAUGAUGAAAACGAACGUGAAAACGAGCACGAACAUAGAAAAGAGGGAAAAAGUCAAAAACCGAAAAGUGUCGUCUCGAGAAUGCACGAGUACGCGUUGCAGCUGAAGUUGAACGUGAGAUUUGAGAAUCUAUCUGAAGAUGGCCCAGCCCAUAAUCGGCAUUACAUCGUUCGUUGUCAUCUGAAUGGUCCAAAUCACUCAAUAUCUGCUGAAGGUCAUGGAAAGAAUAAAAAAACGGCAAAACAGGAAGCAUGUCGGAUGAUCUUGGAACAAAUACAGGAUAUUGACAAAUCACCCCUUCUCCUUGCUCAAACCAUCUACAAAAAUGAUCGCAAAAACUCAAUGAGCAAAGAAAGCAAACGGAAAACGAUUGUGAAAGAUAAAAAGAUGGAUCCAGAGUAUGGACAUCAGAUCAAUCCCGUUUCAAGACUCAUGCAAAUUGCUCAAGCACAAGGGUCACCUGAUCCAAAAUUCGAGCUAAUCCGUGAACAAGGUCAAAAUCGAUACAAAGAGUUUAUUGUAGAAGUGCUGUGGAAUGGAUUGUCUUGCCAAGGAACUGGCCCAAACAAGAGAUUGGCAAAAAGAGCGGCUGCUGAGAAUAUUCUAUCUGAAAUAGGGUAUGUGAAGCCACUGCCAGCUCCGGGAAAGAGUUUGCUAAAGAAACGGGGGGAUGAGAUGGUGAUCGGUGUAUUUGAUCCGAAUGAAGUGGUCCAACAAGAGGAAUGGAAUGCAGAGAUUACUGUGGAAAUGCCGGAGAAAGGAUCGGAUGAGAGCUCGGAAGUGAGUCCGACACAGGGAAACGAGAGAUCGAGUCCGAAUGGUGGCAAGAGGAAAGUCACGUUCAGCUCGCAAGUCAGCGCUUGUCCGCCGCCAGAUGACAGCUCGUAUCCAUCUCCCGAGAUUGCCCCUCUGAAGACUGAUGAUGUGGCUGUUGUUGCAAAGCUUACGAAGAGAGAUCGAAAGAAUAAACGAGUUCUGACUUCGGAGCAAAUCGAAGAGUUAUCGUUGAGAGCUCGGGAAUUCCUUUCAGCGUUCAAUCAGGAAACAAAGGCUGCAAUCUUGCCGACAAAAGGUGAUCCACACGGCGAUUCCUCUACAGUCUUCUCAAUGCAAAGUGUAACCGCUCGUCGUCGUCUCGAGGCUCUCUCAGAGCAAUUCAAAUUCUCUCUCCAAUUUUGUCACCUACCCGCCUCGGCCGGUUCAGACAAUCUAGCGCUGGCAACGAUGGGAUUGGAGAAUCAAAAAGCUUUGGUUCACAAAGGAAUCGGCUCCACGGCGGAGGAGGCGGCUGAUUGUGCGGCGUUGGAUGCGCUCAAGAGUCUCGCUGCUCUAUCGACGCCUCCACAA
Molecule: messenger RNA, 2418 nt
Organism: Mesorhabditis belari
Lineage: Eukaryota; Metazoa; Nematoda; Chromadorea; Rhabditida; Rhabditidae
Source: the annotation of a GenBank genome assembly